Molecule: messenger RNA, 906 nt
Organism: Merops nubicus (carmine bee-eater)
Lineage: Eukaryota; Metazoa; Chordata; Aves; Coraciiformes; Meropidae
Product: potassium channel subfamily K member 9-like
Biological process (GO): potassium ion transmembrane transport; stabilization of membrane potential
Cellular component (GO): membrane
Molecular function (GO): potassium ion leak channel activity
Source: RefSeq, a predicted model, not a curated record
AUCACCACCAUCGGCUAUGGGCACGCUGCCCCGGGCACGGAUGCUGGCAAGGUCUUCUGCAUGUUCUAUGCUAUCCUGGGCAUCCCCCUGACGCUGGUCAUGUUCCAGAGCCUGGGGGAGCGCAUGAACACCGUUGUGCGGCUGCUGCUCAAGAAGAUCAAGAAAUGUUUGGGCAUGAGGACAACCAACGUCUCCAUGGAGAACAUGGUUCUGGUCGGCUUUCUGUCCUGCAUGGGGACCCUGUGCAUCGGCGCAGCUGCCUUCUCUUAUUUCGAAGGCUGGACUUUCUUUCAUGCCUAUUACUACUGCUUCAUAACCUUGACCACUAUUGGCUUCGGAGACUUUGUGGCUCUGCAGAAGAACGAGGCUUUGCAAAAGAAGCCCCCAUACGUGGCUUUCAGCUUCAUGUACAUCCUGGUGGGCCUGACCGUCAUCGGCGCCUUCCUCAACCUGGUGGUGCUGCGGUUCCUGACGAUGAACUCCGAGGACGAGCGGCGGGACGCUGAGGAGCGAGCCUCGCUGAGGAGAGCCCGGAACAACAUCCACCUCAAGCCCAAGGAGGACAGCCGGAGCAGCAACGCCAUUUUUCUGCCCGUGGAGGACAGGACGAGCCAGAUGAACCUCAUCCCUCUGGUCAAGGAGGACGCGGAGAGGCAGCGGCGCCAGUCGGCCCACUCGGCGGGCGCGGUCCCGUCCUUCUGCACGUGCCUGUGCUACAGAGCUCCGCUGUGCGGCAGCCCGGCGCCCUCCCACCCCGAGACCCUGAGCUGCCACAACAACCCCGUAUACUACAACUCCGUGUCCUAUAAACUCGACGACGGUUCUGGCUCCUCCCCAGGGAGCACGUGGUCCUCCAGCAGCCCUCGCUGCCGGCGGCACCCCCGGCUGCGGAGGAAAUCCAUCUAG